This is a messenger RNA of Vitis riparia (riverbank grape), 1732 nucleotides long. Its product is annotated as heat shock factor protein HSF24. Bases 459 to 1319 code for a protein of 286 amino acids. Lineage: Eukaryota; Viridiplantae; Streptophyta; Magnoliopsida; Vitales; Vitaceae. Gene Ontology annotation, cellular component: nucleus. The transcript has 2 exons. The record is from RefSeq and is a predicted model, not a curated record. Gene Ontology annotation, biological process: regulation of transcription by RNA polymerase II. Gene Ontology annotation, molecular function: RNA polymerase II cis-regulatory region sequence-specific DNA binding; DNA-binding transcription factor activity.
CUCGUAUAUUUAAUGUCCGUUUUGUAGCGUUUCUCAACAUUUCUAGAAACCCAAAUCGCUUUCUCCACUGUCUCUUCUCUUUAUAAGACUUUUGUACGCCACCCCCCCCAGAUCGAAAAAUCAUAUGCUUUGAGAUUAAGAAAGUUAUGGUCUGGGCUUGGUGGGUUCGUUCGAAUCCAAAUCCGGCAACUCCUUCCGCUCAACACUGAUGGAGGCCAUUAGAACAAAGCCAUCUGGGUUUUAUUGCUGGGGUUGGGAGUUCUUAACUGCACUUCUGCUUUUUAGUUGGUGAUCGAUUCCCUUAAAAGACCUUCCUAAAAGGAACGGAGGUGAAGAUACUUCUGUUCCCGAUUCCUGUCGAUUUUCAUUUUGCUACGAUUUUUUUUUUUUUGGCCUAUUUUUUUCUGUGUUUUGGGUGGGCCGUGGGGGUUGGUUGGUGAGGGAUAAAUCGGGGAGAAAUGGCACAAAGAUCGGUUCCGGCGCCGUUUCUGACGAAGACGUACCAGUUGGUGGAUGAUCCGAGCACCGACGACGUGAUCUCCUGGAGCGAAAGCGGCAACACCUUCGUGGUUUGGAAAACUGCGGACUUCGCUAAGGAUUUGCUUCCUAAUUACUUCAAGCACAACAAUUUCUCAAGCUUCGUCCGCCAGCUCAAUACAUAUGGCUUUAGAAAGAUUGUGCCCGACAAAUGGGAAUUCGCGAACGAGUAUUUCAAACGAGGGCAAAGAGAGCUUAUGUCCGAAAUUCGACGCCGCAAAACGACCACGUCGGCGACGGCGCAGGCCCCGCCAGGUGGAAAAUCCGCCGGGGGUGGAACGUCGUCUCCGACGAACUCCGGGGAGGAUCUGGGGUCGACUUCGAUGUCAUCUCCGGACUCGAAAAACCCCGGGUCUGUGGAGACUACGACGACGGCGCAGUUCGCUGAUUUAUCGGACGAGAACGAGAAACUGAAAAAGGAUAACGAGAGUCUGAGCACAGAGCUGGCGCAGACGAAGAGGCAGUGCGAGGAGCUGAUAGCGUUUUUGACUGAGUACGUGAAGGUGGCACCCGAUCAGAUCAAUCGCAUCAUGAAGCAAGAAAGCUGUGGGUCCGGCCAUGGUGGGUUGGUUGGUGAAAUUGGAGGCUCUGUUGAUGACGACGACGACGAUGAAAAAGACGAGGACCCUAAUGAGGAGAGUUUGAAACUGUUUGGGGUUUGGCUGAAGGGAAAGAAGAAAAGGGGACGAGAGGAGAAAAUGGGGUACGGUGGGCCACACCAGAAGGAGAUGAAGACUGUGGACUUUGAGGCGCCGUGGAUGACCAGCAAGGUCUGCAACUGAACAACCUCAACAGCAUGUGACACACGCAGACACCCAAACCAAAAAAGAAAGAAAAAGGCCAUGCACAUGGGCUUGUUUCUUUUGAUAUUUAUAUAUGUAUGUUAAAAAUGUUCUUUAGUUCUAGUUUACAGUUAGCAGUGAGAAAGAAGAGACUCUCUGCAACCCUAGGGUUAUUUCUUAGUUUGUGAAAUAAUGUAACGAAGACGGGGGUGGUUAUUUAUUUAUAACGUAGGACUAGGACAGGUCCACCGUUGAUGAUGAUGAUGAGGAGAAAAGGUGGCGUCGGAGAUCAAAGGCAAAUGGGUCUCCACCUUCCUUUCCCCAUCUCCAAGUAAGUUCAUAAAUCUGUGUAAAAUUUGCACAAUCCAUUUAGAACAUAUAUCAUAAUGUUGGAAGCUUUCUAUAUUUACUUU